UAGGCCCCUGCAGUGGAGCACCGCCCUCGCCCUAAGCCCUGGAUCGGCCGGGAGGCCGGGGUUGGGUCACUUGGCUGCGCGCCGGCAGUGCCUUUGAAAGGCGGCGGGAGGCGGCGAGCGCGAUGGCGAGCUUGGGUCUUCUGCUGAGAGUGCUGGGCCUGGUCCUGUGCGGGGCGGCGAGCCUUGGGCUGUCCGCUUCUCCCGCCCCCACCUCCAAGAAGCCCAUCAUCGGAAUAUUAAUGCAAACGUGCCAUAGUGAGAACAUGAAAAUCCUGGGAAAAUACUAUAUUGCUGCAUCCUAUGUAAAGUAUCUGGAAUCCGCAGGUGCAAGAGUUGUACCCAUAAGGCUUGAUCUUAAAGAUGAAGAGUAUGAAAAGCUUUUCAAGUCUAUUAAUGGGAUCCUUUUCCCUGGAGGAAGUGUUGACCUCAUAAAUUCAGGUUACGCCCACGUGGCCAAAAUAUUUUACAAGUUGGCCAUACAGGGCUUUGGUAAUGGAGACUAUUUUCCCACGUGGGGGACCUGCCUUGGAUUUGAAGAGCUUACGUAUCUGGUCAGUGGAGAGAGCUUAUUAACCCUCACAGAUACUGUUGGAAUUAAAAUGCCACUGAACUUCACUAGAGGUCCAUUGCAGAGCAGAAUGUUCGAGAAUUUUCCUGCUGACUUGUUGCUGUCAUUAGCAAUAGAACCUCUGACUGCAAAUUUCCACAAGUGGAGCCUCUCUGUGAAGAAUUUUACAAUGAAUGAAAAGUUAAAGGCGUUUUUCAAUAUAUUAACUACAAAUACAGAUGGCUCUAUUGAGUUUAUUUCAACAAUGGAAGGAUACCAGUAUCCGGUGUAUGGUGUCCAGUGGCACCCAGAGAAAGCUCCUUAUGAGUGGGGCAAAUUAAAAGGCAUCUCCCAUGCGCCUAAUGCUGUGAGGGCUGCAUUUUAUUUAGCAGAGUUCUUUGUGGCUGAAGCUCGGAAAAACAAUCACCAUUUUGAAUCUGAUGUUGAAGAGGGCAAAGCACUAAUUUAUCAGUACCGUCCAGUUUAUACUGGGAACAUUUCUUCGUUUCAGCAAAGUUAUAUAUUUGAUUGAAAGCCUUCAAUGUGUUAACAGAGAAAUUUUGAUUAACUCCAUGAUUAAACUGUUGUAAUAACUUGUUACUCCUGACGAUAAUAGAAGGCCACAGAGAUUCCUUUUCUAUGAUGUUACUGCCUCUGAUUCUGCAUUCAGUAUAUUUGACUAUUUAUAUCACAUUUGAUAAUCAGUCAGUGAGACAGAUACAUAAUCUGAGUGUUUUUCAUGGAAAAGCUUUCUUUUAUCUGAAGAUUAGAAAAAAAUAAAUUUAUUGAAAAUACAGA
Molecule: messenger RNA, 1345 nt
Organism: Aethalodelphis obliquidens (Pacific white-sided dolphin)
Lineage: Eukaryota; Metazoa; Chordata; Mammalia; Artiodactyla; Delphinidae
Gene: GGH
Product: gamma-glutamyl hydrolase
Exons: 9
Coding region: 123-1079 (318 amino acids)
Biological process (GO): tetrahydrofolylpolyglutamate metabolic process
Cellular component (GO): vacuole
Molecular function (GO): gamma-glutamyl-peptidase activity
Source: RefSeq, a predicted model, not a curated record